Molecule: messenger RNA, 3223 nt
Organism: Venturia canescens
Lineage: Eukaryota; Metazoa; Arthropoda; Insecta; Hymenoptera; Ichneumonidae
Product: mucin-2
Exons: 11
Coding region: 565-2604 (679 amino acids)
Source: RefSeq, a predicted model, not a curated record
UGGUUCGUAAGAACUCGAGGCGAAUCACGGGUGCGUGUGCACGAGUGCGUGGAUGCCGGCGUUUUGAGAAAAAAAGAGAGAGAAAGAGGAAAGGGAGCGCGGAGACAUGGGAAAAGGGACGGAGAAUGACAACAGAGGCCGACGGGGGGAGAGAGAAGAACUGUGUAUGUGUAUGUGUGUCGAACGGAGCGACGAGAAGGAGAGACAAGAUGUUUCGCGCGUGUGCGUCUCUCUAGCGACUUGCGAACGCGACGUGCGACGAAGACGCGUUUCAGUGGAGGGAGACGACUAUAAGCGAGAAGUAGACGAGGCCAGUUCUGGGCAAACGGUGACUCUGUACACCGUUGAUCUCUGGCCGGCUUUUAUCUCCCGCAAUUUCUUUCCGACUUUUUAACCAUUUUAUCUUUCAUCUUCUAGCCCCUUUUUCUUACGUUUAUCCGAUAUUAGAUUCGUAGUGCGUGAAUUUCAAGUGUUGGAUUAUUUUCAUAUCGAUUAACAAGUGUUGGUGUGAAAAUAAUCGGGAAAAUAAAGGAUAAGGAAAAAAGGUGAUUCUGACCGUGAACAAUGUCAACGACAAUGAGGGAGAGCUCACACGUGAGCAGAAAAUACGUGAGUCACGGUAGUGGCGGCGGUGGUGCUAUAUCCGGACAGGGGCACUUGGGAAACACGAGCGGCAACAGCCUCGAGAACAAUUUGGACGCUCUGCUCGAGGAUCUGCAAACGAGCGUAUCGAGGAGCGCGACACCGAGCAGGGGAGGAAGAGCACGAUCGCCACAGGUCGAAUACCGUUCGGCUGCAAACACCUCAAAAACUGUCACCGAAUCCAGAUCACUCUCGCCAACGCACUCGAAAACAACAACGAGCGAAAAAUUCGUAAGCACCGGACCGGCUGGUGUCGGAAGUGGAAUUCCUGGCCUGGAGGCCCUGGACGCUGAGCUUCGAGACGUUCAACCUGGACAAAGCAAAACAGUGGCUUACAAGCAGGUUUCUUACCAGUACAAGAACGUCGACGGCAAACCAGUUGAUCCGUAUACGUUGGUCGACAACUCAUUUAGCAGCGGCUUGCCCUUGGUUGAUGACGUCCAUGAAACAAGCUACGAAGAAAAUCGCCUGCACAGGCGACAGCGCAGUCCCGAACCCGCGGUCAAGUCUUCGAGCGUCAAUCGAGAAUUAUUAUUCGACGAGAGUUACACGACGUCACGUUCGAAACAAACUUCGCCUCUGCCUGGUGCGCAAUCGAGAGACCUGAAAUUCGUGCGGGAAUCGAAUUUCCAAACGGACGUUAGACCCGUGCAGACGCUGAACGCGAGUCAGGAGUACGGAACGACGGUGGAGUACGUGCCAGUGCCAUCGCCGAGUCCAGCGGUUCCGAUAAAUUUAGCACCAGGGCCGAACACGAAAGUAACGACCACCAUAAAGACUUACACGUACGAAUUGCCCGGCGCUCCGGAGUCUUAUUUGCCGGGCAGCAGUACGACGACGCACCAAAAAAAUGUGCACCUCUCCGGCGAUCAGAGAAUCACCUACACUCUACCACGCGGUGCAAGCGGCCCGAUCGAAAGACCCGUCAGCCCGACGCGAUACGGGACUACGACACCGGAAGUUACCCAAAAAUCGAAGGUUCUUCAUAAAGAAGCGAAGUACUAUCAGGAAGAGAUUGUCGGCUACCCUGCAGGAGGAAACAAACCCACGACGAUCGUGUAUCCGGGUGGAGGAGCACCGGGAACCAGUUUGGAAACGACCGUGUCGAGAAACGAGUAUUAUCGGCAAACCGAUGGCAAUUAUCCGCCCGGUUAUGAUCACGAUCGAGUCGAUCAUCCGAGCGGAUCAACCACCACCGUCAUUUAUCAGAACCAACAACAACCACCCGCACCGACAACCAUCAACGAGACUCACACGACAACAAUGAUUGACCGAUUCGAAGAACAUUAUCCAAACAGACCCCCUUCCGCCGGACGCCCCGAUGUACACAAACCUGCCACUCCGACUCGAUCUACCACCGUUAAUUAUUACACAUCCGCACCACCCCAAACAACACCUCCGCAGUCGAACACUACUGUUUACAAGUACUCGAACACAACGACCGUUGUACCACCCGGUGGCCGCCAUCCCGAUGACCAUGAAGUCUUACUACCCAAACCUUUUCCUACCGGCGUUCAAAUGUAUCCGUCCAACAGCAAACCUGUCACUAAUGGACACGGGCCACCUGCCAAACUCGAGGACCUCAUGGCCUCUUUCUCCGAUUCGGAGCGAGAAGUAUUGGACGAUAUCGCAAAACAGGAAAAUUAUCAACGAAAAGAUCGCUCGAGACAAGAUGCGGUGAGUCCGAAAAAGGAGGUGGAUUUCGCGCCGCACUCCCCACCUCAAGUGCAGAGCAAAAACAUUGCAGGACCGCCGGUCUAUUAUCCACCGGGUUCGGCCGAAUUUACGAAGAAGGAAUCUGCCGAAGGAGGAAUGUCUCAGUCCGGGGGUGCGUGGCAGAAGGGUAGCGGAAAAUACGAAUACGAGGCGUCGAGCAAGUCCAAAAGUAAAAGCAGCAGCGGAAAAGCGAUCGUUCCCGUUUGUUUGCCAUUGUGUUGCGGCUUGCCAUGCGUCAUUUUGUAAAUUUUUGUCAUUAUCGUCUUAAAAAAUAUUAUGCGGUAUAAUUUUAAAAUUUACGAAAAAUGUGUGCCUUAACUCGACCAUCGGGAAAGAAAAACCGUUGAAGAAUACGAAAAAUUAGUUAUUUAGACAAAAAAGAAGUAAUAUUUAUAUAUAUUUUUGUCAUUAAACAAAUACGUAUAAAUCAUACGUAAAUCUAUAACUGUAUCAAAGAUUCACGAUAGCGAAUCAAGACAAGUUAUUAUGUAGAGAUACUUUGCUCCAUGUGUAAGCGUGGCGAUCACAGCAAUAUGUAGCUCCAGCGCUAUUUAGGGUUUUCUAACUGACUGACAGAAUUAAAAACGUCAUUUUGAAGUAUUCUCGAUUCUCAUAUUUCGUUCAUAUUAUCGAUAUGAACUCGUAAAUACUAUUUUUGAAAAAAAAUCUCAAUCCAACGUUAAUUGUUAUUUUUAGCACUAUUGUUAUAACUAUAAUCAUCGUUAUUAUUACUGUUGUCCGAAUGUCCUGCCCAAAUCAAAAGGAAAAAAAUAUUUGACCAACUUAUUUUCGUAUUGUCAAUAUUAACUCUGUAACAAAAUUGAAUCUCCAUCAAUGUAAUAAAUCAACUUUUUUUUUCUUCAUA